AUGGCGUCCCCAAAGGAGACUGCGGAAGCUGAGGUGGCGGCCGCCCCCCCUGCCGACGCGACCGCUCUUGAGGAGGGCCAGGUCAGCGAAGGAAGCUCAGACGAGAGAGACUCCUCCCCAGACCAGUCGCCUCCCGACGCCGCAGACAAUGACGCAGAGUCUUCCACAAGCCCGAAAGCUGAUGGUCCGCCCGAGAGCGCAAGCGAUGCGCCUCCGCUGCCUGCCGGACCUCCGCCCGGAUCAGAGCCGGCAGACGAUGGCUGGUCAGCCGAGUGGGACGCUGCACGGAGCGCGUGGUAUUUCUACAACCGCUUCACCGGCGUCUCACAAUGGGACAACCCGCGAGUACCAGAAGCGUCCGCCGCCCAGGCUGCUAGCACCACUGCGCCUGGCACAGGGGCGUCUUCUACCUCCGAGCCUACAUCCGUCGCGGGCGGGUAUAAUCCAGCCAUCCAUGGCUCCUGGGACCCGAACGCGCCCUACGCGCAAGCAUACACGCAACCCGAGGAGGAGGCAGAUGAUGGCGUUGAGCAGCUCCCUGAUCCCACGCUCCUGCAGGUCCCUGGGGCCCACUUCAACAAGCGCACUGGCAAGUUUCAGAUGGCGGACCAGGGGCCCGACAGGCACAAUGACGAGGCGAAGAGCUACCGUCAGAUGAACAACUUCUUCGAUGUCGAUAAGGCGGCCAACUCGCACGACGGUCGGAGCUUGAAAGCUGAGCGGCAGGGGAAGAAGCCGACCAAGAAGGAGCUCUCAAUGUGGAAGGAGAAGCGCAAAGCCAGGAAAGAAGAGAAAAGACGCGCCUGGCUGCGCGAUUGA
Messenger RNA from Phaeoacremonium minimum UCRPA7, 819 nucleotides. Its product is annotated as putative ww domain protein. Gene Ontology annotation, molecular function: protein binding. Bases 1 to 819 code for a protein of 272 amino acids. NCBI's taxonomy places the organism in Eukaryota, Fungi, Ascomycota, Sordariomycetes, Togniniales, Togniniaceae. The transcript has a single exon. The record is from RefSeq and is a predicted model, not a curated record.